ACCAUUCCACUCCACUGCAGUCCCACUUUGAAAAGUAAAAGAAGCAGAAGGAUCAUAGCAUCACAACAACAUACCCGCGAUCGAACGAACACAACACGUUGCAAUCAUGACGAGCUAUUUGGCCUCCUACAUCCCCGCCAUCAAGUCGAUUAUCCCGCAGUCUUCGCCGUCUGUCGCCGCGCUUCCGGAGGUUGGCGAGCAAGCUCCGGCGAAAGUGGGUUCGGUUGAUCUGAAGAGCGGUGGUGGACGACCUACCCUGGUGGCUUUCGUCAGACAUUGUGGAUGUCCUUUCGCCGAGAAAGAGGUGCAAUUGCUGGGCGCAGAGAGUCGCAAGAAUGAGAAGCUGCAUGUGGUGAUUGUACAGCACAGUGACGAAGCCACCACGCAGCAGUGGUUCGAGGACAUUGGCGGCAAGAAAGCAUUCCCCGAUUCGAAACGAUACACCCUCGUCGCGGACCCCGAGCGCAAAGCCUACGCAGCAUGGGGUGUUGGAUCCCUAGGCUGGGGCGGCAUGGUCAACGGAGGUGUCAUGGAAGCCCUGAAGUCGCUGAAAGAGUCUGAUGGCAUUGAUCUCAGACCCACAGGCGUAGGAUCAUACAGAUGGCAGAAUUCCGGCGGCUUCGCUGUCGACAGCGCGGGCACAAUCAGAUGGAGAAAGAUUGCAAACGACUCUUCGGAUAUGUGUGAUUAUUCAGAAGCGGCAAAGACGAUUACGGAAGGCAAGGCCUCGCAGAACCAGAGUCGUCUGUAGGACUGUGUCUCGGUUUGUCACAAGUCGCUUUGGUUGGUUUGUGGGUCAUGUGGUAUGCAAGCAACGAUUCUAACGUCCUUUCAUUCUUUCUUCCAUCAUUUUUGCUCCCGAGGCCAUCGCGAAAGCUGUCACCCCCACAUGACAUCCCUAGAUGCUCCACGACAUCCUC
Messenger RNA from Aureobasidium pullulans EXF-150, 920 nucleotides. RefSeq lists its product as uncharacterized. The transcript has 2 exons. The record is from RefSeq and is a predicted model, not a curated record. Gene Ontology annotation, molecular function: oxidoreductase activity; antioxidant activity. Lineage: Eukaryota; Fungi; Ascomycota; Dothideomycetes; Dothideales; Saccotheciaceae. Bases 107 to 751 code for a protein of 214 amino acids.